UCUUAUUCAAAUGUCACGGCUCCUAUGCAUACAAAUAUAAAAUUUUAAAAAAUAAAUAAAAGUCUCAACUUCUAGACCAAGUCUUCAAAUUGGUCACCAAGCCGAAGAGAAAUAUAAUAUCUCAAUUGGUCAAAGACACGGAGAGCCCAACCAUUUUGAACUGAGAAAAAAGUCUUCCUUUAACUAUAGGCUCUCAUUUGCAAGCAUAUAAACUUGCAUCGAACACUCCAAAGCUAAGCAUCUUGGUCAUUUGGUAUCAUCACAAUACAUUCAAUUCAAAGCACAAUACUUGUUUCUCUUCCUGGCUUUACAAAAUGCAAAGGAGCUCUCACCACUACAAACAUAACAUUGGAGAAAGGCUACAGACUCUCAGUGUACAUUGCAAGACAGAGGGAACAAAUCGUGGUCUUAGGCACAGUUGUAUGGCCUCCUCAUCAUCCCCUAGGCCUCGAGUGCAGGCAUGCACCUGCACGAAUCGUCCCGGGUUGAAUCGCUGUAGCCGGCACGGGUAUGCAGUGCCGGGGGCUGAGAAGUGGAGGAGGAACUAUGCAAACAAGGAGGUUUUAAGGAGGGCGUUGAGAUCUACACCAAACCGAAGCUUAAGUCUUCGGUGGUGGAAUUUCCAACCAACGCCUAGUCGGCUCUCUAACAUGUCUAUGGCUUAAUUAAAGGAGCUAGCUGCAAUUUUUUAUAUAAUGUUUUUGUACGUACUCAAACAGAUUGGGCUUGUAAUUUCUUUCUGUUGUUAUUCUUUAGAGGAUAUUACUCACCAAUCAGUGUUCUUAAUUUUGACCGUGAAAAAUUCUUGUUUAUCCAUC
This is a messenger RNA of Prunus persica (peach), 818 nucleotides long. RefSeq lists its product as uncharacterized. NCBI's taxonomy places the organism in Eukaryota, Viridiplantae, Streptophyta, Magnoliopsida, Rosales, Rosaceae. The coding region runs from base 315 to 665 and encodes 116 amino acids. The record is from RefSeq and is a predicted model, not a curated record. The transcript has a single exon.